Messenger RNA from Larimichthys crocea (large yellow croaker), 2867 nucleotides. RefSeq names its product matrilin-2. NCBI's taxonomy places the organism in Eukaryota, Metazoa, Chordata, Actinopteri, Sciaenidae. The transcript is spliced from 15 exons. The record is from RefSeq and is a predicted model, not a curated record. Bases 281 to 2677 code for a protein of 798 amino acids. Gene Ontology annotation, molecular function: calcium ion binding.
CAGAGAGUGGAUGGAGUAAGGGGCAGAGCAAUGCAAGUGCCUGGACAGAUACAAAAAGAGUGGAGAGGGCUGGGAUAUAUGCAUGUUUACAGUCUGGAGCUACCAGAUUGACUGAUUCCUCCUGCAGGGAGUCCUGACCUGAGGAGUGUCGGGAUCUACUGAAAAACUUUUAUUGCAGAAGGAGGAAUUGUCGGUUUAAAUAACGGGGCUUGCACUGCAUUGUGGGAGCAUUUCUACCAGUUCUUCUCUCUAAACACUGCAGUUGUCGCCUCUCGUCAGAAUGAGGUCUUUGGCCUUCGGCCUCUUCUGCCUGCUGUGCUGUAACGCAGUUCGACUGGACAGGCGCCGUCCCAGACCCAUUGCAGCCAGAGGGCGAAAUGAGACAACUGUCCAAACCAAAGCAGUGGAGAACCCUUGCAAAGCCGUCCCACUGGAUUUUGUCUUUGUCAUCGACAGCUCUCGAAGCAUCCGCCCUCACGACUACGAGAAGGUCAAGACCUUCAUCAUCAACCUGCUUCAGUUCCUGAAGAUCGGCCCUGAUGACACUCGGGUUGGUCUGCUCCAGUAUGGCAGUGAGAUCCAUCCAGAGUUCUCCCUCAACACCUAUACCACCAAGGCUGAGGUGGAGCAGGCAGUGAGGAACAUGAAGCACCUCGCCACAGGAACAAUGACAGGUUUAGCCAUCCAGUACACCAUGGAGACAUCCUUCACUGAGGAAGAUGGAGCACGACCAGCAAAUCUGCAGAUCCCAAGGAUUGCUAUGAUUGUGACUGAUGGGCGGCCUCAGGACACGGUGGAGGAGAUCGCAGCUCAGGCGAGGCAGGCCGGCAUCCAGAUCUUUGCUAUCGGAGUGGGAAGGGUGGACAUGGACACUCUGAAGACCAUAGGGAGUGAGCCACACUCUGAGCAUGUGCACCUGGUGGCCAACUUCAGCCAGAUAGAAACCCUCAUCUCUGUGUUCCAGUCCAAACUGUGUGGAGCUACAGAGAUGUGUGAGGUGGUGGACCAUCAGUGCCAGCACAUCUGCGUGAGCAGUCCUGCUUCAUACAGGUGCAAAUGCAGAAAAGGAUUCAUCCUCAACCCUGAUGGCAAGACAUGUAAAGCUGAGGACAUGUGUGCUGUGGUGGAUCAUGGCUGUGAACACAUCUGUGCAAACCUACCUGACAGCUACGAGUGCCGCUGCCGUCCAGGAUAUCAACUCAACAUAGACCUGAAGAAAUGCAAUUUAAUAGACUACUGUGACCUGGGGAACCAUGGCUGUGAGCACAACUGUGUCAGCGUUCCAGAGUCCUACAUCUGCAGGUGUAAGAAGGGCUACAUGCUCAAUCUGGAUGGAAAAACCUGCAGCAAGAUCGAUCACUGUGCUGAUGGCACCCACGGGUGUGAACAGGAGUUUGAGAACACAGACCACUCCUGUGUGUGUAAAUGCAGGAAAGGCUUCACACUCAGGUCUGAUAGGAAAACAUGCAAGAAGAUCGAUCACUGUGCUGAUGGCACCCACGGGUGUGAACAGGAGUUUAUGAACACGGAGGACUCCUGUGUGUGUAAAUGCAGGAAAGGUUUCACACUCAGGCCUGAUGGGAAAACAUGCAAGAAGAUCGAUCACUGUGCUGAUGGCACCCACGGGUGUGAACAGGAGUUCAUGAACACGGAGGACUCCUGUGUGUGUAAAUGCAGGAAAGGCUUCACACUCAGGCCUGAUGGGAAAACAUGCAAGAGGAUCGACCAUUGUGCUGAUGGGAAACACGGCUGUGAACAGGAGUUCAUGAACACAGAAGAUUCAUGUGUGUGUAAAUGCAGAGAUGGAUUCACACUCCGACCUGAUGGAAAAACAUGUCAAAGUGUGGAUGUGUGUCAGACAGUGGAUCAUGGCUGUGAACAUCAGUGUGUCAGCACUAAUGACUCCUACAUCUGCAGAUGUUUUGAAGGAUUUAUGUUGGCUGAAGAUGGGAAAAGCUGCAAAAAGCCAGAGUGUGGUGAUGGAGUCAUGGAUCUGGUUUUUGUAAUCGAUGGCUCUAAGAGUCUGGGUCCUGCCAACUUUGAGCUGGUCAAACAGUUUGUAAACGGCAUUGUGGACUCGCUGGACAUUUCCAGGACAGGCACACAUGUUGGUCUUAUUCAGUACUCCACCAAGGUGCGCACUGAGUUCACCCUGGGCAAGUACACCACAGCAGAGGACGUCAAACAGGCUGUGUCUCGCAUGCAGUACAUGGGGAGAGGCUCCAUGACCGGCUCAGCCAUACGUCACAUGUUCGAGUUCAGCUUUUCAGCUAAAGAAGGAGCCAGGCUGAACAUCCCACGUGUCAGCAUUGUGUUCACUGAUGGAAGAUCACAGGACGAUGUGUCUGAAUGGGCUAAUAAAGCAAAGAACUCUGGAGUCACAAUAUAUGCUUUGGGUGUCGGCAAAGCCAUUGAACAGGAGCUGAGAGAAAUAGCUUCAGAGCCUGAUGAGAAGCACCUCUAUUACGCUGAAGAUUUUGAGAACAUGGGGGAAAUUACAAAGAAGCUCAAGUCCAGGAUAUGUAAAGACAAACCAUCUGAUGAAAACAUGUGCGAGUGUGAGAAUGUGAUUACGUUUCAAAACCAGGUCACAGAGAAGCUAAAGACCCUGGUGCAGAAUAUUGAAGCCAUGUCAAAGAAGCUGGAGAUACUCGAGACUCAACUUGUACUCAAAUGAAAGGCUGAGAUACCCCUGCCCGGCUCACAACCUGCAGUGUAGCAUUCACAGGACCUCUUUAAUCCUGCUCUACUUGCUACACUGAAACAUAUGCAAAUGCAAUGCUUUCUACUGAAGCUAUUUAUAUACUUUUGUAUACAACACAGUGUAUUUUUGUCUGUAAUGUUUUAUAUGUAAUGCCAAAAAUUAU